AUGAUACCAGCCUCAGCCGAACCGAAAAAACCGGAACAACGAGGAGUAGAUGAUGAGGAUGAUUACAAUGUCCCGAGAUCAUUCAUAGCUCUUGAUGACAUAGACUCCACCAAAUCAACGGUCGAGGAGUUUGAGAAAGUCAUAUUGAUCGAGCACCUACCGGAUCGAAAGACAUGUAGGAAUCCCACCGAAGGUAACCACUCACAAGAUGAGUUUGGAUCCAAAGUUCCAUCUGGUCAACAGAAGAGAAGGCCACAAUCCGCUAUCAAACACGCGUUCAUCAAGGAUGAGGAAUCCAAACUUCUAAAAAUAGGUUCCGUCCUGGAAGUUAAAUACUCGUAUUGGUUAGCUAACAUAGUGGUAGUACCAAAAAAGGGGAAUAAAUUGAAAAUGUGUGUAGAUUAUAAGGAUCUAGACAAGGAGACCUUCGACAUACUAAGGAAGUACAACAUGAAACUAAACUCGGAGAAGUGUGCAUUUAGGGUCGGUUCGGGCAAGUUUCUCGGAUUCAUGGUAUCUGAUCGGGGGAUAGAGAUCAACCCCGACAAAAUAAAGGCCAUAGAAGACAUCACCAUAGUCGAACACGUCAAGGCGUUUCAAAGACUGACCGGGCGGAUAGCCGCAUUGGGCCGGUUCAUCACGAGGUCGUCGGAUAAGAGCCAGUGGUUCUUCUCACUAUUGAAAAAGAAGAAUAGUUUUUCUUGGACUCCGGAAUGCCAACAAGCUUUGGAAGAACUCAAGCGAUACCUGUCGAGCCCCUCUUUGUGGUACACUCUAAAGGCAGAUGAACAGUUGUACCUCUACUUGGCAGUUUCUGAGGCGGCGAUAAGUGGUGUCUUAGUCCGGGAGGAAGAAGGUAUGCAAUUUCCUGUUUAUUAUGUUAGUAUAACCCUGUGCGAUGCUGAAACAAGGUAUCCUCACCUAGAAAAGUUGGCACUCGCCUUACUAAGAGCUUCCAAGAAGCUAAAAUCGUACUUUCAAUGCCACCCCAAAUGUGUCCUAACCUCUUACCCGCUGAGGAAUAUCAUGCAAAAGCCCAAGCACUCGGGCUGGCUGGCCAAAUGGGCCGUGGAUAUCAGUGGGUACAACAUCGAGUAUCGACCCCGAACUGCCAUACAAUCUCAAAUUUUGGAAUUUUUCGUGGCCAACUUUAUGCCAACCUUGAUACACGAGGUCGAUAGGGAAUUGCUGCUCACUUUGGGGACUAUUUCGAGGAUCUGGACCCUAUUCACGGACGGUGCAUCCAACACGAAAGGGUCCAGGCUCGGUAUCGUGUUAAAACCUCCCGCAGGUAUCAUAAUUAGACAGUUUAUUAGAAUUGUUAAAUUGACUAACAAUGAAACCGAGUAUGAAGCUAUAUUUGUAGGUCUAGAACUGGCUAAGAGCAUCGAGGCCGAAGUAAUCGAAGCCAAAUGUGACUCCCUUCUCAUUGUAAAUCAAGUCAACAGAACGUUUGAAGUAAAAGUGGAAUGGAUGCGGAGGUAUUUGGACAAAUUACAGGUAACCCGGCAUCAAUUCAAGGAAUGGACUCUACAGCACGUACCUCGAGAUAAAAACAGUGAGCUCGAUGCACUAGCAAACUUGAGCUCAUCUGUCGACUCCGAUGACUUCAGCUCGGGGGCAGUGGUACAACUGAUGAACUCGGUGGUAGAAGAAGGUCACGUCAAAGUAAACUCGACAGGUUUGACUUAUGACUGGAGAAGCAAAUACAUAGACUACUUGAAGACAAGAAAACUGCCAUCGGAUCCCAAGGAAUCGAGAGCCCUACGCACCAAAGCUGCCAGAUUUAGCUUAGUCAAAGGGGCAUUGUUUAGAAGAUCCUUCUUCGGCCCACUGGCUAGAUGCUUAGGUUUGAGAGAGACCAAAUAUGCCAUGAAAGAGGUCCACGAGGGCACUUACGGGAAUCAUUUGGGGGCAGAAUCCUUAGUUCGGAAGCUAAUCAGAGCCGGCUACUACUGGAAUGAAAUGGAGAAGGAUGUUAACGGCUUCGUAUGGAAAUACGGCGGAUGCAAAGGACAUGCCCCGAUGAUUCAUCAACCGGGAGAGAUGCUUCACCCGGUCCUGUCACCAUGGCCGUUUAUGAAGUAG
Nicotiana attenuata is the source of this 2088-nucleotide messenger RNA. RefSeq lists its product as uncharacterized. Gene Ontology annotation, molecular function: nucleic acid binding; RNA-DNA hybrid ribonuclease activity. The transcript is spliced from 3 exons. NCBI's taxonomy places the organism in Eukaryota, Viridiplantae, Streptophyta, Magnoliopsida, Solanales, Solanaceae. The coding region runs from base 1 to 2088 and encodes 695 amino acids. The record is from RefSeq and is a predicted model, not a curated record.